Molecule: messenger RNA, 2175 nt
Organism: Sinocyclocheilus rhinocerous
Lineage: Eukaryota; Metazoa; Chordata; Actinopteri; Cypriniformes; Cyprinidae
Product: tyrosine-protein phosphatase non-receptor type 18-like
Exons: 17
Coding region: 187-1746 (519 amino acids)
Biological process (GO): protein dephosphorylation
Cellular component (GO): nucleus; cytoplasm
Molecular function (GO): non-membrane spanning protein tyrosine phosphatase activity
Source: RefSeq, a predicted model, not a curated record
GUGAAGGUGACCAACAAAAACACCAGCGGGAGAAACUUCCCUGUGUCAGUUUUGCUGCCUGGAUAACUUUACUAAGACGGAAACGGAGCAGUUCUGCUGUCGAACGAUCGCAUAUUACUAGUUAAGAUUGUACAAGGAGUCGAGUAUCAAAAAAUGACGGAGUAAGAUGCUGGAGAGAGUGAUUAUAUGGUGAUGGAAGCGCACCUGUUGAGGUUCGUGGAGCGGGUCCGCUGUCUGUCCGACACUAAUGACAGCAGUGGAGAUCAGCUCAUCUCCACAGAGUUCAACCUGAUCCGACAGAAAAGUGCAACACUGAAAGAGGAUUAUGGCCUGACCACUGCGGUAGGAGAAAUCAAAGAAAAUGCGAAGAAAAACCGCUAUAGGGAUAUUCUGCCCUAUGAUCAGACCAGAGUCUGUCUAGCUCCAACCACAUCUGAAUAUGAGUCUGAUUAUAUUAAUGCCAGCUUCAUCAAGGGAGCUGCUAAGAACAGGAUGUAUAUUGCCACCCAGGGCCCUUUGAGCAGUACUGUGGUUGAUUUCUGGCGUAUGAUUUGGCAACACAAUGUUAAGGUCAUAAUCAUGGCUUGUAGAGAGAUUGAGAUGGGAAAGAAAAAAUGUGAAGUCUACUGGGAAUUGACCACAGACACAUCUAUUUUUGGUCCCUUUACUGUCUCAACUUUUGAGGAGUCACGACCAAAUGAGGAAAUCAUUGUUCGGACGUUGGUGGUAAAAUAUUGUGAUGAAACUCGUAAAUUGUCUCAUUUCCAGUAUACUGCCUGGCCGGACCACGGAAUUCCAGACUUGCCGGAUGGCAUUCUGGGUAUGAUGGAGCUGGCUCGCCAAAAACAGGGCAACCAGACGGACCCUGUAGUGAUCCACUGCAGUGCCGGCUGCGGUAGAACGGGGGUCAUCUGUGCUGUUGACUAUGUCAAUGAUCUACUGCUGACGGAGCAAAUACAGGAGGAUUUUAAUAUAUUUGACCUGGUGUUAGAGCUCAGAAGACAGAGACCUUCGGCUGUGCAGACCAAGGAGCAAUAUGCAUUUGUCUUUCAUACUGUUGCUCAGAUGUUUCAGAAGGUCUUGGAGAUGAAAAACAAGAAGACAGAGACUUCCGCCUCUCUGUACAUCAAUGCAGUUCCACCGAAGACUCCACUGAAAUCAGGAACAUUAGGCAGCAUCAGCGUACCCCCUAAAACACGAAAUCCGCCUCUCAAGUCCAGGCUUUCUCAUCCUCUUCCUCAGAUCAGGAUGAACGACACUUACGCGGUCGUCAACAAGUCCAAACUACAGCCUCCUGCUUCUGCCCCUUGUUCCAUCACUGUCCAUCACUAUGACAAUGCUGCUUUAGAGAAAAGCAAGAACAAUGCUGUCUAUAGUUCAGUCAAGCCUAAAAGCAGGCCCAUGUCAGUCCUGCCCUCUCCCACCUCACCGGAUUACGACAGAUCAACGACAGCCAAUCAGAGAGGAGGACUGCCACCCAAAAAGACAGACCAUGAGGGUUAUGAUCUAUUGCCAGGGGAGUUGAGGUCCGUGAAUAGAGAUUCACAGCCACACAGCUCUCUUUCACGAUCCCCAAGUGCAACUGAGAGCCAAUCUUUUACAGAUGAUGAUUAUGAAUAUGUGUCUAGCGUUGUCAAGGAUACCAGCAGCCCAUUUCCCCCGGGUGGCCUGGGUUUCAACUGUCGCAUAAAGAAACCCAAAGGCCCUCGAGAUCCACCAGCCGAAUGGAGUCGUGCAGAAAGAUGAAACUACAGCAGGUUUUAGGUUUUAUAAAAACUGAACUCAACCUAGUGUAGCCCGUUUCAGUAGAUGCACAGCUAUUUUUACACUGGGUAAUAAGCAUUAUUUAUUUCCUUUACUGGUAGUUUUGUUUGUAUUACCGUUUUAAAUACUGAAGAAAUUUCUGAUAAUGUACAGUUGUGUAGUUUAUUGGUGUAUUUGUGUGGCAAAAUAGAAAUUGCCAGUAAUAUUGAACAUUUUCAGUGCACGCUGAUGCAAGAAUGCAUGUGAUUUAAAGGGGUCAUUUAAUGUUUUUGUAAUUACGCCAAUUUCAACUAAUAGAUGUUGUUUACAAUGUAAAUGUGAGUCGUGAUCUGUUCUAAUACAUUCAUCUGACACCAGUAAGUUGCUGUUUAGUUUCAGUACAUGUUUAUUUUGGACUUUUCAAUGUUUUUA